This is a messenger RNA of Rhipicephalus microplus (southern cattle tick), 7369 nucleotides long. RefSeq names its product trithorax group protein osa. Gene Ontology annotation, cellular component: brahma complex; nucleoplasm; nBAF complex. Gene Ontology annotation, molecular function: nucleosome binding; DNA binding. NCBI's taxonomy places the organism in Eukaryota, Metazoa, Arthropoda, Arachnida, Ixodida, Ixodidae. Gene Ontology annotation, biological process: positive regulation of DNA-templated transcription; regulation of transcription by RNA polymerase II; chromatin remodeling. The record is from RefSeq and is a predicted model, not a curated record.
CGGCAACGCGCACACAUUUCGCCCGAGCAGGCCAGCCAGCCGCCGGCAGCGAGCGAGAGCGCGCGCUAGCGACGACGAAAGAGCGCGGAGGGGCUGCCUGCCUGCCUGGCCUCGCCGGCGCUGCUGCCAGCAAGCCGCCGGCGAAACGCCGACACCGAGGAACCCCCGCCAAACAUGGCCGCCGAACGUGCUCGCUGCCCGGGAAGGAGACCGCCGUGAGACGGCAGCCGACGACGACGACCACGCGUCAUGUACGAGACGGCGCGACGUCGGGUCGAACUGGACUUCGGCGGCACGUGGCGCCGUCGCCCCAACGAGCUGAGCGGUGGCGGCUCCGAGGACGAGCACGGCGGGGGCGCCCGUAGCCCCGCAGCGGGCGCCGUGCGGGGCGCCGCGGGCACGCCGCCUGCACCCCAGCAGUCGCCGCUGCGGCCGACGCCCUCGCCGGGGCGCCUGGCCCCGGAGGGGGGACCCCAGCCACCGGGGGCGAGGUCCAUGUCGCCCGCCAUCGGUUCACAGUCAAACAUUCCUGUGCCUCCUCGACCCUCAUCAAGUCAGUCUGAGAGCAGUGCGCCAAAUCAUCUUUCUCAACCACAGCUGCCUCAGCAAGGGUACAACCAACAAAUGCAGGCAUCAAUGUAUGCAACCAAGAUGCAUCAAGGAAUCAUGUCGUCAUCCUAUCCUGGUCCCCACUAUCCCCAAAGCAACUACCCUAGGCAGCAAGGUGGCCUGGGUGCCAUGCCUGGCUAUGGUCCCCCUCAGGGUCCCGCCGGCUACCCGGCCGGGCGGAUGGGCACGCAGGGUGGCUACCCGUAUGGCAACUCGCAGUACGGUGGCUACGGAGGUGCCAACAGCCUGAUGCCUCCCCCACCGGGUCCGCAAUACCCAAAGGCGGCGGGUGCAGCCUCCACGAUGGGGGCGGUGCCCUCGCAGGCUCCUGGCGGACCUACGCGUCCCAUGUACCUGCGUCAACACCUUCAGCAGAAGAUGUACGGCUACAGCAGCCCCAUGACUCCACCAGGCGGGGACGGGGCUUCGCCAUCUCCGUCGGAAGGCGGUCCCCCUCCCCCUGGCGGGGGUCCCAUGCCACCCGGCGCCUGCUACUCGCAGUGUCCACCAGCACCUAUGAGUGGGCCCUCCUCGCUGUUGUCGCAGCAGGGAGGUGUUGGAGGUAGCCCUCCCGUAACGGGUCCCGGCCAGGAUGGGGGACGAUCCCAACUUGCACCCCCACCCACAGUGUUGGACGAGGGGAGCCAGGCAUCCAAUGCGUCCGCCUCGUCCUCGCUGCCCGAGGAGCACCUUGGGCCGGCCGACAAGGGGAGCAGCAGCAAGCAGCCGCCCAUGUCGCACCCGCCCACGCCCAACACCCUACCCUCUCCCGGGGGUGCCUCCAUGUCCUCCUUCCACGACGAAUUCGAGAGCGUCUCGAGCCCCAGUUGGCCACGGACGCCAGCGAGCCCAGUGAGUGGCCGUCCCAGAUCCCAGGUUGUGAAUAGCCAAGUAUACGAACAUCAUAUUAUUAAGCGGCCAGACGGCCUCCUGAAACUGUACGACAUGUCGGAAGACCCUGAGCGGAGGGCCUUCCUGGACAAGCUGAUAGUGUACAACGACGAGCGUGGUACUCCCAUCACCCAGUGCCCAACCAUCAGCAAACAGCCCCUGGACUUGUUUCGCCUCUACCUCAUCGUCAAGGAUCGAGGUGGCUUCGUGGAAGUAACGAAGGCAAAGCAUUGGAAGGAUGUGGCUGGUGUGCUGGGCAUCGGGGCCUCCUCUAGUGCUGCGUACACCCUGCGUAAGCAGUACAUCAAGCAUCUGCUGCCGUUCGAGUGCAAGUUUGACCGAGGGGGCAUCGACCCUCAGCCCAUUAUCAGCCAGCUGGAGUCUGCCUCCCGAAAGAAGACCAAGGGAACCAUGUCGCCUUCGGGUGCGUCUCUUGCCCGCUUUUCUUGUGCCUCCACGGGGGCGCUCCUUGGGCCCCGCGCAUGUGGUAGUGCGAGAAAGGCGGUGUGUGAGAGUGCUGCCCCCAUUUUCGGCAUUGUCGUAGGUGCGAGUCAAGAUUAUGGGCCACCUGCCCAGACGAUGGAGAGCUACCCGACCAGUGGAGGCUACCACCCUGGGGCACCCUACCCCCCGAGUGGUCCCCCCAGCAUGAUGGGGGCUUCCGACUACCCGUGCCCACCGGGCUACCCACCUUCGAACCACGUGGGUGGUGGCUGUGAGCCGGACGGUUAUCCUCCUUCGGAGGAAGGGCCCUACCCAGGGGAGGGGUAUCCCCCUCCGCACGGCUACCCCCAGGCACCUCCCUAUGCGGCGGCCAGCCAGGCCAGUCUGAGUGGGGGCUCCUGUGGCUAUGCGGGGCCUGGUGGUGAUCAGUAUGGGCCUGCUGCCCCCGAGGGCUACCCCCACGAGGGUGGCUACAAUGGCAGAGACCCCUACAGCAGCAGUGGCUACCCCAUGCGGCCGCAGGCAGGGGCACCGCCCUACCCACCCCAAUACCAGGGAAGCCACUACGACAGGGAAAGGUACGAGCAGCAACAGCAAGCACAGCAGCAGCAGCAACAGCCACAGCAGCCGCAGCAGCAACAGCAGGGGGCGUCUGGGGGAGCUCCGCCAUCGUCUCAACCAGGUGCAACGGCAGUGCCUCCGCGAUCCCAGCCACCCCCGGCAUCUCAGAUGGGUGCCGGACCCCCAAGCGCCGCGGAGCCGCUGUACCAGUACGGCUCCUCCGCGGCAGCCACGGGGCCCGUGCCCCCAUCGCAAGCAGCAGCGGCAGCAGGCAGCUACCAGAGCAGGCCCUACCCGCCGGGCCCACAGACCACGCCGGGCCAGGCACCGCCUUACUCCACGCCAUCCCCCCAGGGGGCCGCCCCACCACCACCUCAGGGAAGCACCUCGGAACCCUACCCUCCAACCAGAGGUCCUCCAGAUCAGGCCUAUCAGAUGGCCCGUGGUCCAACCCCUUUACCCCCAAGAUCAAUACCCAAGGCACCUCCUGUACCCCCUCAUCCUACACCUCCACAAAUGUACCCUGGAGCUGGCCAGCAGGUGUACCCGGGGGCCGUCACGCCACCGCAGGGCCAAGGAGGGCAACCUCCGCCUACGGCGAGCAAAGCCGGGCCGUACCCGCAGCAGCCCACCGUUCAGCGGGAAGCUCCUUACCCCAAGCGCCACCCGGACUUCAUGAAGCCCCAGGAACCUUACCCGCCCGUACCACCGCACAUGGGUGCGGGGCCCCCCUAUGUGCCACCCCAGCCGGCACAACCACCGGCCUCGCAACAGUACCCAGACCGCAGCCAGUACCCUUACCGGCCGCCUCACAUGAUGACGCCACCCCCUUCUUCUAUGCCGCAGCAAGGCUGGGGACGUGGAGGAGCUGAGAGCCAAUACCGCGGUUACCCAAGUAACGCCUACCCCCCCCACUCGGGGGCCCCCCCUGAGCGAUGGGAGGGGCCCCGAAUCGGUGAUGGAGCACCCCCUACGGGGGCAUGGGGAAUGUCAAGGGGAGCACCGCCAGCACAGGGGGAACCCUACCCACUACAGGGUCCCAUGAUUGGCGCAGGGGGACCCCAGGUGAAUGCCAUGGGGCACCACAAGAUGGCCGCUGCCUACGCUAGGGAUCGGGCGUACCCGCCUGCCGGAAAAAUGCCGCCGGGUGGCCCCUAUGGGCCAGCGCCACCCUCUCGAAAGGAGGUGGUGUUUCCUCCGGACAGCGUGGAGGCGGUGACGCCUGUGGCGACCAAGCGCCGGCGGCUCUAUGCCAAGGACGUCAGCCCCCUGGAGGCGUGGCGCCUCAUGAUGUGCCUCAAGUCGGGCCUGCUAGCCGAGAGCACCUGGGCCCUGGACGUGCUGUCCGUGCUGCUGUACGACGACUCGACUGUGCUCUACUUUGGCUUGUCACACCUGCCGGGCCUGCUAGAGACUCUGAUGGAGCACUUUCGACGAUGCCUUUCUUUAGUCUUCAACACCCCCGACGACCUCGAGCUGGGCUUCGAGUCCAAGGCAGAAAAGGAGGAGGUGCCCGAACCAGGGCGACCUUGGUACCUGCUGGACCAAGAUGCCCCAGCGAAAGAUCCGCUUGAGGGCCUCAUUGUACCGACUCAGAUCGAUAUUUGUGACCGCACGUCUGUGUUGUCGGGCCCCAGUUUUACUUGGCGGACACGGUGUGGCAAGGCUGUGCGUACCCGCCCCGAUGAUGACGGUUCUCUACACGUGGUCGACGGGGAGAAACGGUGGGAUGUGCACGAGGGCUUUACCGCCUCACCGGAGCACUGGCAGCUAGGGGGCGGUGAGAUCACGGCACACAUUCAGACAUGUUUUGAGAGCGACACGAACAAUGUGCGUUUUGUGCGGCUGUUGACUCCGUCGAAGAAGAACGUCGAACGCAAAGUCAGUGCCUCGCCACACAAGGUGGUGACAACAUCGGCAACGCCACCAGUGAGCCAGGAGGAAUCCCGCUCCAAGCUGUCAGACCUGCUUGCCAAGCAGAAGGCGGCCAACUGCAAGCGAGAACCCGUGGUCUUGAUUGAGGACAUCCGAUCCAAAAUAAAACUGGAAGCUGGCAGGGUGGACCACAUCAAGCAGGAAGUAAAGGAGGAACAGAAUUCGAAUGACAGGAAGCGACAGGAGGAAGAAGAGCAGGCUUCCAAAAAAGUGGCUGAGGAAAGUAGAGCAGAGCCAGAAGUUGUCCUGGAGAGUGAGACCAACAAGCAAGAGGAAAAGACGACGGUAACCUCAACACCCAACACUGAGAGUGAGAAGGAAGAGGAGGUGGUGCCUAGUAAAGAGGGUGAUGAUAGUGUGUGUCGGACCGAGGAGAAGGUGUUCCCGCGGCUUCGGGAGGAUCGGCCACGAAAGCGGCCUCUUCCAGAAUCCACGGAGGAGGAAGCGUACUGUCGCGAUGAACCUUCACUGUGUGUGGUGUCCGAGGCCCAGGAGGCCUUGGGGCGCCGCUGUGUGUGUAUCUCGACACUGUUGCGCAACCUGUCAUUUGUGCCCGGGAACGAUGCCGAGAUGUCCAAGCAUGCGGGUCUUUUGGUGGUGCUAGGGCGCCUGCUGUUACUACGGCACUGGCAUGCCCCCCGGCGGGGUGCACCGCGCCAGUUCGACCAGGAGGAGAGCGCCCUAGACGACCACUGCAGUUCGCUGCUAGCAGAGCGUGAGUGGUGGUGGGACUGGCUGCAGGCUCUGCGCGAGAACACCCUCGUGUGCCUGGCCAACAUGGCGGGGCAGCUUGCCCUGGCACCAUUUCCCGAGGAGAUAUCCUUGCCCCUGCUCGACGGAUUGCUUCAUUGGGCGACGUGUGGAUCGGCAUGUGCGCGAGAUCCUUUGCCUCAUAGUACCCUCAGUCCCCAGCGGCUCGCCCUGGAAGCCCUGUGCAAGCUGUCUGUGCAAGAGUCCAACGUAGACCUGCUUCUGGCCACGCCUCCUUGGAGUCGGACCGAGGCCCUUCUUGGACAGCUGGCCCGAUGGCUGGGCCGCGGACAGGACCAGGUGCUUCGUGAGCUAGCUCUGGUGCUGCUUUCAAACGUGGCACCAGCAGGGAGUGGUGCAGCCCGCGCGGUGGCGCUACAGGGACCGUGCCUCGCCCAUCUGUUGGCAUUUGUUGAGCAGGCCGAGCAGAGUGCUCUGCAGGUGGCCAACGCCCAGGGAGUGGCGGCCCUACGUGAAAACCCCGAGCUGAUGGGCACCACUCUGGACAUGGUGCGGCGCGCAGCCGCAACUCUGCGCUGCCUAGCCAGGGUGCCCGACAAUCGGCCCCUGUUCUUGCAGCUGCAGCCCCGCCUUCUCACCCUGGUCAUGUCCCAGAUCCUAGACCAGGGCGUUGCGGCCAUCCUGGCUGACGUGCUCUUUGAGUGCUCGCAGCAGGCCUCCCCUUCCCCCUCGUCCCAGUCUGUCCCCUCCUAGGAUAUGACCUCCCCUAUACACCCAGCUAUUUAUUAUUGUUUCAAUGACUCCCCCCUCCCCCUCCUGCUGUAGAUAGGCCCCCAAUGGGUUAUGAUGACCCUCCCUCCCCUCGUGGACUGUUGUGGGCCAGAGGGGAGCAAACCCUUCUCCCAUCGUGGUGAUAAACUUGUACAGACACGCUGCUCCCUCUCUCGCCCAAACUCCUCACUGCUGCCGGCGUAGCACGCACACACCUCUCCCCAGGGAAAGGGUGGGGGGGCAGCCGCUCAUUUCAAGAAGAAACGAGGAGGGUGGCAGUGACUGGUGGACCCCCUCGCCCCGAACGGACAGACGUACAAACGGACUGGCUCGUGUCGAUCUGAAAAAUUAUGUGUGCAUGCGUGUGUGUUUAGGGUCUCUUUUUUUUGUUUUGCGAGUGCAGCAAGCAACAUCAUCCGUUCGUUUUUUUUUUUUUUUGUAAGUUUUCUCUCUCGUCAUUUGAUAUUGUAUGAAAUGCGUGCGUGUAAGUGUGUGUGCGUGUGCCGAGCUUUAUACCUUGUACAUGUCUGACAAAAUGAGUGAGCUGCAAAUAAUAUGUACAGGUAAGAAUUCUCUUUUCCCCCUUGAAGAAAACUGAUCCCUCGGGGUUCAUGGCACUUGUUCUGAAGAGGAAAAAAAAAAAAAGAAAGUGGCGGCUGUAAUAAAUUUUUUUAAAGCAAUUUUUUCUUGCGGUAUAGGUUGGUGCUUGGCAUUUGAACAGUCCUUUUUUUUAUCGUUUUUCAAUUUUUUAAAUAGUUAUGUCGCCCGGUAAAUCAAUUCCUACUGUUUACUUGCGAAGCGUUGUUUACUAGUCAAACAAAUCAUUGCCACAAAGCUAGAAAUAAUAAGUUUUUUUUUUCCUUCAGUUGACGUGGGGGAGGAAACUUCUUGACUUGUUUUAGGGCUCCUCCUGUGCUUAAAAAACUUUUUGCUCUCUAGGAGAGUCUGCCAUAGUUCUUGCAUUUGGAGGUUCCAGCAGGGGAAGUGUUGUUAUCAAAUAAACAUUCUUCAGUCUUGCUUGUUGUCUUUUUUUUAAAUUCAUUCUGCCAAUCCAACAUCUGUUGUUGUGCCCUCCUUUCAUACGUCUUUUUUUUUUUCUCUCUCUCUCUUAAUGUUCACUCGAUCUUGUCUCCAUUCAUUCCUAGAGUGCCGCACACGGUGGCAAGAACAAAAGCACAAUGGUACUUACGCCAAAAAUCCAAAGUGAGGAGAUGGCCACAGGACUUUUCACUUUUUUUUUUCUUAAAGUAAAAAAAAAAAAAACAUUCUUCUGCGAGAUGCGAGAAACUGGCAGGGGCUGAAAGGACAGCUUUGUCUGCAAUGCAGAGCUUUUGUACUUCUGUGUCCAGAGUAUUCCAGGGCUUGGUCAAGUUUUUCUUUUUGUGGGGAUGAAGUUGUACAAAAUGUAUGGAACACAUUGUAAAAUAAAAACGACUUCAAAAAUGUG